Bufo bufo (common toad) is the source of this 1563-nucleotide messenger RNA. RefSeq names its product lecithin-cholesterol acyltransferase (gene LCAT). Bases 154 to 1446 code for a protein of 430 amino acids. NCBI's taxonomy places the organism in Eukaryota, Metazoa, Chordata, Amphibia, Anura, Bufonidae. Gene Ontology annotation, molecular function: phosphatidylcholine-sterol O-acyltransferase activity. The transcript has 7 exons. The record is from RefSeq and is a predicted model, not a curated record. Gene Ontology annotation, biological process: lipid metabolic process.
AGACUGGCAAGUGUGAUGGAUUUGUAAUGACGAGGAGCCUCCUCCCUCUGCACAGCCCAGCGCAUUACUGGGAACACACUGUUCUGCAGUGGAAGAGACGUAGAGCGGAGGACCAGCUCCCCGGUGUGGAGGUCUUCUACGCGGUACUCGAGAAUGGCCGGACUCGGGACAGGGACUCCGCCAUGGCUGCCCGUAUGGAAGAUCCUCCUGUUGUUCUGCACCGUCCAGCUGCAUCUUGCGGAGGCAUUUUGGCUCUUCAAUGUCCUGUUCCCCCCCAGCAUUACUCCGAAAGCCGCGCUGAGCAACGACAGUUCACCCGUGGUGUUAGUACCGGGCUGCUUUGGAAAUCAGCUGGAAGCCAAAGUGAACAAGGAGGAGGUUGUGAGUUGGAUGUGCUCCCGCAAGUCUGACGAUUACUUCACGGUCUGGCUCAAUCUGAACAUGUUCUUGCCGAUAGGAAUAGACUGUUGGGUCGAUAAUAUCAGGGUCAUCUACAACAGGACAACCAGGGUGGCUUCUAACGCCCCAGGGGUUGACAUCCGGGUGCCUGGGUUUGGAAAGACGUUUUCUGUAGAAUAUCUAGAUCGAAGCAAGUUAGCUGGAUAUUUUCACACUCUGGUACAAAACCUGGUGAACAAUGGCUACGUCAGAGACGAGACGGUGCGCGCCGCUCCCUAUGACUGGAGGAUUGCUCCCAAUGGCCAGAAAGAAUACUUCGAGAAACUGAAGCUUCUGGUAGAGGAGAUGCACUCGCAGUACGAGAAGCCCGUCUUCCUGAUCGGCCACAGCAUGGGCAACCUCUAUCUCCUGUACUUCCUCAACCAUCAGCCGGAGCCGUGGAAGAAGAAAUACAUCAAGGGCUUCAUAUCACUGGGAGCACCGUGGGGAGGAGCGGUGAAGCCGCUGCUUGUCUUAAUGUCAGGAGAUAAUCACGGGAUUCCAAUGGUCUCCAACAUUAAGAUUCGAGAAGAACAGCGAAUGACCACAACCAACCCAUGGAUGAUUCCAACAAACCUGGGAUGGCCAGAAUCGCAUGUCUUUAUUUCCACCCCCGCAUAUAACUACACUUACAAGGACUACAAGAAGUUCUUCCAUGAUAUUGACUUUGAAGAUGGCUGGUAUAUGUGGGAAGAUACAAAGGGUCUUGUGGAAGGGCUGCCCCCCCCAGGGGUGGACACAUACUGCAUAUAUGGCGUAGGUCACCCCACAGCUGAGACCUAUGUGUACGGCGAUGGCUUCCCCAACGAGCCCCCUAUAGACAUAAUUUAUUCUGAUGGAGAUGAUACAGUACAUAAGAGAAGUAUGGAACUGUGCAGACGGUGGGAGAAGCAGCAGAAGGAGAAGGUCCAGGUGCUGGAGCUGCAGGGAAUGCACCAUCUCAGCAUGGUCUUCAGCAACGAUACAUUAAAUGUUAUUAACGACAUCCUAAUGGGGAAAGAUCUCUAGACUACUGAUAUCAUGAGAUGGACUUUUCAGCAAGUGCCGACCCCCUGUAUAUGUGCCUGUUAAUAAAGGGGUUAUCCUAUGAAUAAUGUAAAAAAAUUAAAAUCAUAUCAUAUAGUA